Molecule: messenger RNA, 1137 nt
Organism: Lichtheimia ornata
Lineage: Eukaryota; Fungi; Mucoromycota; Mucoromycetes; Mucorales; Lichtheimiaceae
Product: chaperone DnaJ
Exons: 5
Coding region: 1-1137 (378 amino acids)
Biological process (GO): protein refolding; response to heat
Cellular component (GO): cytoplasm
Molecular function (GO): Hsp70 protein binding; ATP binding
Source: RefSeq, a predicted model, not a curated record
AUGCGGCAAUUUGCGAUCUGGCUCUUGCUGUUGGUGGUAGUUCUGGUUGUACACGCCGGCAAGGACUUUUACAGCAUACUUGACGUUCCUCGUGAUGCACCCAAGAGUCAAAUCAAGAAGCAUUACAAGAAGCUAUCACGUGUAUACCAUCCUGACAAGAAUCCCGGUGACAAGAAAGCCGAGGAAAAGUUCAUGGAAUUGACAGCAGCAUAUGAGGUAUUGGUGGAUGAGGAGCAACGUGCAAUCUACGAUCGCUAUGGUGAAGAAGGACUGGAACAGCACAAGAACGGUGGUGGAGGUGGUGGAUUCCAUAGUCCAUUUGAUAUCUUUUCACAAUUCUUUGGUGGUGGAGGCUUUGGUGGACAUCGUGCACAGCAACAAGAGCGCCGAGGACCCGAUGUUCAAGUAGAAUUACCAGUGUCCCUGGAAGACUUGUACAACGGUGGAUCACUUGAGAUUGACAUUUCCAAACAAGUCGUUUGUGAUCAUUGCCAUGGUUCCGGUGCUAGGCGAUCUGAGGAUAUCCAGACAUGUCCCACAUGCCAUGGACAUGGUAGGACCAUUACUCGCAUACAAUUGGGUCCUGGUAUGGUGCAACAAGUCCAGCAAACAUGUACACAAUGUGGUGGGAAAGGAAAAACGAUUCGAGCUGUAUGCAAUGCUUGUGGUGGCAAAAAGGUGCUUCGUGGCAAUGAGCAAUAUACCAUUGUGAUUGAAAAGGGUAUGCGUGAUGGUCAAACAACGGUCUUGGAACAAGAGGCCGAUGAGUAUCCUGAUGCAAUCCCUGGUGACAUGAUCUUUAUCGUGAUAACGGAUGCACAUCCCGUUUUCGAGCGUCAAGGCGACAACCUAUAUACGAAGCAGCACAUUACGCUCAUCGAAGCAUUGACUGGUUUUGAAAAGACAAUCAAGCAGUUGGAUGGAUCCGAUAUUAAAUUGGAGCGUUCGGGAGUUACUCAAUAUGGCUUUGUGCAAACAAUCAAAGGCGCUGGCAUGCCUCAUUAUGACAACCCUUCCGAACAUGGCGACCUUUUCGUUGAAUACCAAGUCGUCUUUCCAACACAUAUUGAUGAGGACGUGGUCAAAUUACUCAAACAAGGAGCACAUUUCCCAUCUAAUCGACAUGAAGAGUUGUAG